Molecule: messenger RNA, 756 nt
Organism: Parnassius mnemosyne (clouded apollo)
Lineage: Eukaryota; Metazoa; Arthropoda; Insecta; Lepidoptera; Papilionidae
Source: the annotation of a GenBank genome assembly
AUGAAAGACGUAAUAGAUGUAAUGGCUUUACAAAGUAGUAGGCGUGAAAGAAGAUUACCAGAUUAUCGAAGUGCUUCUGGUCAUAGUAUGGCUACAAACUUUAUAUUUGAAUGUGGUAUUAAACUAGGUUUACAGCCAGCUACUGUUGCUACCGCAGCUAUAUUUUACCAUAAAUUUUUCAAAGAAGCCGACAAAAAUGACUACGAUUGUUAUGUUAUCUGCACGGCUUGCCUUUGCGCUGCUGGAAAGUCACGAGAUGAGCCAGUACGUCUCAGGGAUGCUGUUAAUGUCGCCCACAAUUCGAUAAACCGAGGCUCUGGUCCAUUGGAGUUAGGCGAUGAAUAUUGGUCUAUGAGAGGCGCUGUUGCUCAAGCUGAGCUGCUAGUUCUACGUUUAUUGGGCUUCAACUUGGACUCACCAUCUACACAUCGAUAUUUGUUACAUUAUUUACGAUCUCUUCAAGAAUGGUUCCCUGCGUCCCAGUGGCGUACUGCACCAAUAGCUCGUACAGCAAUGGCAUUUUUACAAGAUUUUCACCAUUCUCCUGCAAUUCUGGAUUACAGAGCACCUCAUAUAGCUGUGGCCUGUUUGACAUUAGCAUUACAUGUUUUGGGAGUCUCUGUGCCUUUAGCAUCCACAUUAGAUGAUGAUGCAGCUUGGUAUUCUGUAUUUACAAAAGACCUGCAGAAAGAGAAGAAUUGGGAAAUUAUGGAAAAAAUUAUGCAAGUGUACAGCAGGGAGCCAGAACCUAUAUAA